AAAACAAUCCUCGAUGGGUGAAAAUAUGGAUUCAGUGGCACCGAGAAGAACGUUGCGUAGCUCAAACAGACUAUCGCUUACGUUGAGUAGCCGGAAACCUAGCGGCCGCCGAAAAAGAGACUCUACGGAGGACGCAAAAGCUGUCCCGAAAUGUGAACCUCCGGUAGCCGAAAUGUGUGGUGAUAAGAGCGAAAUUCCCGUUGAACCUGUGCGUGCUGAACUAGUAGCUGUGCCUGAAACAAUCAUUAUUCUAAGUGAUGAUGAGAACGACUCUCAGACUCCUACGAAAAGCUCGAUUCGGGAGUACUUUACGCCAUCAAAACAUCAAGCGCGGUCAUCGGUUUGGACGACUGGAGGAAAACAUAUCGGUGCCGCUGACUCUACCGCCAGGAAAGCACCACAAACACUGCCAAGGAAGGCUGCCGGAAAAGUUCGUCGAAAGAUUUGUCCUUCAACCAAUAUCAAAAUGCUGACCAAAAAGUACUUUGAUGAUUCCCAAAAACGGAUUACGAACUUUUUUAACAAGCAAAACGUAGAUCCAGAACGCUUGGGCUACUGUCAGGUGCUGAAGGAAUCCGUAAUGCCGACGAUAGUAACGGGGGACCUGGAGGUGGAAAACAUGCUAGACGUGUCCAUCGAAGAAGGCGGCACUCCUUUACGCAAUUCGCAGAUAGUAUCGCUGGUCGAUGUUCCGAAACUAUCGGCUUCCGAAUCGUGUCCAGCCGAAAUCAUGGAAUGCAUGGAACGGAUACAGAAUGCAGCUUACGAUGCAGAACAGGAAGACUGGAAUAUGGAGCGCGUGAAUGUACCAAUUGCUACAAGUUCGGUAUCGCUCGAUGAGUCGACGUGUGAUUCGGGUGUAUCGUUUCUAGUUCCUGAUACUCCUAACAUUCAAAACAGUAGCAUCAAGGGUCGUACGGCGAGAAAGGAAACUCCGCGAAGGACUUCAUGUAAAACUCCAGGCGCUAAGCCACGACCAUCGAAAGCACCAAAGAGUAACGCGAAGAAAGAGGGAAGAAAGAUCGUGUGCCCCAAGUACAAAAUUAUUGCCGGAACCAACUUUGCUGUCGAUGGCUUCCGGUACGGCGAUAUCGAAGGGGUGACGCACUACUUUCUUACGCACUUUCACGCGGAUCAUUAUAUUGGACUGAAAAAAUCGUUCGCAAAACCCCUUAUCAUGUCACCCAUAACGGCGCGGUUGGUGAAAACGUUUAUCAAUGUUCCUGAGGAGCAUUACCGGCUCAUUGAGCUACAUCGGCCGAUCGUGAUCGAUCGUGUUGAAAUCAUUGCACUGGAUGCUAACCAUUGCCCCGGUGGAAUCAUGUUCCUGUUUCGUUUGCCAAACGGAACCAAUAUCCUUCACACGGGGGAUUUCCGAGCUUCCGCGGAAAUGGAAGAGUAUCCCGAGUUUUGGAACUAUCCAAUCGACUGCAUAUACCUGGACACGACAUACCUCUCUUCGAAAUAUGCAUUUAAAUCUCAGUGGGAAAGCGUGUCCGAUGCACGAAAUACGGUUGUUGCCUUUCUUAACAAACAUAUUGGAGCUAAAGUGUUAAUAGUGUGCGGGAGUUAUCUGAUAGGCAAAGAGAAGGUGUGGAUGGAACUCGCCGUUGCGACAGGGAUGAAAGUGUGGACGGAACCUAACCGUUGGAAGGCUCUGAGCGCGAUUGCCGAUCCCGAUCAGCUAUCACUACUGGUAGCUGACCCAGUGGCCGCAAAUAUUCAUGUGCUGGCAAUGAACAAACUGUCGUAUGAUGAAUUGAACGACUACAUGAGUCAGUUUCCCGACCGAUAUGAUACUGUGAUAGCGCUACGACCGAGUGGAUGGGAGAAGAAUAGCAAACCACAGUGGCGCGGUAGAAUCAAUAUCGUUGGCAUCGAGUAUUCGGAACAUUCGAGCUUUGAUGAGCUGAAAAGGUUUGUUCAAUUCAUCAGACCGCGGGAAGUGAUCAGCACAGUGCCUUAUGGGAAUUCGAAUCCAAAUCGCACACCGAUGGUUCCGACUGCGUGGUACCAGGGAGAAAUUCGACCGCAACGUAAAGCGUUACAGUUGUCAAUCACAAAUUUCAUGUCCACGCUUGGGCCCAACAGUGGCACCGAGUGCAAUAAACCUACAGCCAUGGUAGCAAGAGUCCAAUCGUCGGCAGUAGAAGCAAUCAAAGAGGAAACGGGUAGCGGUAUCAAACAAGAAUGCACCGCGCAGGAUGUAAUUGAUCUAGAUGACGAUGAGAAUGAUCACCGAUCGGAGCAGGGGGAAUGUGAUGCCGAUAGUGAUUGGCUUCCGUAGCUACUGAUCGAGCAACUAGCGAGGUGAGCAAGCGAUAAAACAUUGAUUUUCACUCGCAAGGUAAAUAUGUUUAUUUAAUAAAACUUUUAA
Molecule: messenger RNA, 2377 nt
Organism: Anopheles darlingi
Lineage: Eukaryota; Metazoa; Arthropoda; Insecta; Diptera; Culicidae
Exons: 4
Coding region: 14-2287 (757 amino acids)
Biological process (GO): double-strand break repair via nonhomologous end joining; interstrand cross-link repair; protection from non-homologous end joining at telomere
Molecular function (GO): damaged DNA binding; 5'-3' DNA exonuclease activity
Source: RefSeq, a predicted model, not a curated record